UGCAGGCAUUAAUUGGAUUACUGUCAUUCGCAAGGGAUAAUGCACAGAGAUGUCAAGCCUCACAAUGUUAUGAUUGAUCAUGAGCUGCGUAAGCUUCGGCUCAUAGAUUGGGGUCUUGCUGAGUUUUACCAUCCUGGGAAAGAGUAUAAUGUCCGUGUUGCAUCAAGAUACUUUAAGGGACCUGAACUUCUUGUGGACUUGCAAGACUAUGACUACUCGUUGGAUAUGUGGAGCCUUGGUUGUAUGUUUGCUGGGAUGGUGAGUGGUGGCUGCAUUAUGUUCUUUUUUCGUAAGGAACCUUUUUUCUACGGCCAUGACAAUCAAGAUCAGCUGGUGAAAAUCGCCAAGGUAAAGUUUGUAGAACUUAACUCAGUUAUCAGAUCUCAUGUUUUCCAUAGUCGUCAUGAACAUAUCUCUCUCGACUUGUUAUUUCUCCCAAGGUGCUUGGGACAGAUGAAUUGAAUGCGUAUCUAGAUAAGUACCAGUUAGAACUUGAACCACAACUUGAAGCACUCGUUGGACGGUAAUUUGAAACAUUAUUCUGUAGUGAGAGUUAAACCAUAUAUAAGUUGUAUGCUGAAUCAUUAUGAGGUGCAAUGGAUACACAAACAACAGGCAUAGCAGGAAG
This is a messenger RNA of Eruca vesicaria subsp. sativa (arugula), 628 nucleotides long. The record is from the annotation of a GenBank genome assembly. NCBI's taxonomy places the organism in Eukaryota, Viridiplantae, Streptophyta, Magnoliopsida, Brassicales, Brassicaceae.